CCGGAGGCCGGGGCCGGGGCCGGGGCCGGGGCGGGGCAGAGCCGCUGCCCUGCAGGCUGGGGCAGAGCCCUGCGGCAGCCACCGCCAGAUGGAGCCGGCUCACCGUGGGAACAAGGACCAGGGACAGGCCUCGGCCAUGGGGGCCCCGUCUCUAUCGCCGCGGGGCUCCAUUACCGCCACCUCCCCGGGACCGUUCGCUCCCCUCGUGGCCCCGUUCGGUGCAGAGGGCUCAGUUCGGUUCCAGCCCGAGGGCUCCAGUGGGCCCAUCUCAGCAGCGUACCCUGGGGGGAACCUCCCCCUGGGGCACAGGGGCUCCAGGCCCGACACCCUCUUUGACCCUUUCCGUCCCGUCUCCCCUCGCUCGCAGCCCGAGGGCUCCCAGCACGUGGGGCCUGAGGAGAGGUCCCCGGGCAGACACAGCCAGCCCCAGGCGCUGGAGAGCGGCAGAGCCCAGCCCGACGGCUCAGGCGGGGCCCAGCUAUUCAACCUGCUGUCCCCGGUGGAGUUCCGCCCGCUGUCCCCGGGCACCGGCAGCCCCUCCUCCCACCCCAGCCCGGCGCCCGCUGGGAAGCUCAGCCAGUCGCCCAGCCGAUCCGCGCUCCCCGAACUCUGCCCCCUGGAUCAAGGGCCCUCAAGGAAGAUGCUCCCUGUGGAGUGGAAAGAGACCCUCCCCAAGGCAGAGUCCAGUGACUACAUCUCCGGGGGGAGAAGUGGCUCGUCCCCCAGACCCGUGAGCCUCCCCAAAGCCAUCUCCAGCGAGUUCCUCUCCGGGGCAAGGAUCGGCCCCUCCAAGUGCAUGACCCUGGCCAAGGCUGAGUCCGAGGAGUUCCCCUCAUACGGGAGGAGCAGCCCUUCCCUCGCCCUGCCUGGCUGCAUGGACCCCCCCGAGACUUCCCUCAGCUGGCUGGGCAAGGCCAAGGAGAACGGCGCAUUCCGGAUCACCGUGGUCACGUGGAACGUUGGCACAGCCAUGCCCCCGAGCGACGUGACGUCCCUGCUGCACCUCAACACGGGCGACACAAACGACACCGACAUGAUCGCCAUUGGGCUGCAGGAGGUGAACUCCAUGAUCAACCAGCGCCUGAAGGACGCCCUCUUCACGGACCAGUGGAGUGAGCUCUUCAUGGAUGUGCUGAGUCCUUUCAACUUCGUACUGGUGAGCACGGUGCGGAUGCAGGGUGUGAUCCUGCUGCUGUUUGCCAAGUACUAUCACCUCCCCUUCCUGCAGAACAUCCAGACGGACUGCACCAGGACCGGGCUGGGCGGCUACUGGGGCAACAAGGGCGGGGUCAGCGUGCGGCUCUCCAUCUUCGGCCACAUGGUCUGUUUCCUGAACUGCCACCUGCCGGCUCACCUGGAGAAGGCCGAGCAGCGCAAGGAGGAUUUCACCACCAUCCUCAACAUGCAGCAGUUCGAGGGGCACGCAGCCAGCGGCAUCCUGGACCAUGACAUCGUCUUCUGGUUUGGGGACCUCAACUUCCGCAUCGAGAGCCUGGACAUCCGCUUUGUGAAGUACGCCAUCGACAACAGCAUCCUGAGCCAGCUGUGGGAGAGGGACCAGCUGAACAUCGCCAAGGGCACCUGGCCCAUCCUGAGCGGCUUCCAGGAGGGGCCCCUCAACUUCCCGCCCACUUUCAAGUUCGACGUGGGGACCAACCAGUAUGACACCAGCGCCAAGAAGCGGAAACCAGCCUGGACCGACCGCAUCCUCUGGAAGAUCAAGUCCUGCGGUGCCCCACACAACCCCGGCGGCCGGAGGCCCAGCAGGUCCAGCCUGGCCGUGACCCAGCUCUGCUACUGCAGCCACAUGGAGUACGUGGUGAGCGACCACAAGCCUGUGGCCGCCAUCUUCGCCGUGCAGUUUGCCUCCAAGACCGACAAGCCCUUGGUUGAGAUUCAAGUGGCCGACGAGUGGUCCAGACCUGAGCAAGCCAUUGUCCAAUACAAGAUGGCCACCAUCUUCCACAGGAGCUCCUGGGACUGGAUAGGUCUCUACCGGGUGGGCUUCAGGCACCACAAGGACUACGUGGCGUAUGUGUGGGCCAAACACGAGGACCCAGAGGGCAGCGUGUACCAGGUGGGGUUUUCGGAGGAGGCGCUACCCAAAGGGAAGGGCGAAUACAUUCUCGGUUACUAUGGCAACAACUACAGCGGCAUCACUGGGGUGACAGAACCCUUCCAGAUCUCGCUGCCCACCUCGGAGGAGGGCAGCAGCCAGACGGACAGCUCGAGCGCCAGCUCCGAGGAGGAGGACAACAGCACCCUGGUCCUGCUGGCGCCCAAGUCCCGCAGCCCCAGCCCCGGCAAGAUGAAGAGCCACCGGAGCCGCAGCCCCAGCCUCCCCAAGUUCCAGGGGCUCAUCCUGAGGCCGACGAGCCGCGAGCGGGGGGCCAGCCGCAGCCCGUCCCCGCAGAGCCGGCGCCCCGUGAAGGGUGACAUCCCCAGCAUCCAGCUGCCAAAGGAGGAGCCGCCCUGGCCCAAUGCCAAGAGCAAGGAGCCAGCGCGGGCUGCCGAGAACCGGGAGAGCAGCCGUGCCCCCGGCUACAGGACUGCGGGGGAGCCCUGCGGCACCUGGUGCCUCUCUGACGACAACCCCCUGGCCAGGGCCAACCCCAGGACCCUCGGCCUGCUGCCCGCGCUCCGCCUGGAGACUGUCGACCAGGCCAUGGGCCCGAGGAGGGCGAGCGCAGACCAGGGCUACCCUGCCAGGAGGAUGAGCCCCACCAGCCCCACCGCCAGGGCUGCCAACCUGUUCAGCACCUCGCCCAAAGAGGGGAGCGGCUCCAGGGACAGCCAGGACCCCCCGCCGGCUGCGGCCGCCACUGGAGCCAUGCAGGGCCGAGCAGCUGGCACCGCGCCGUGACUGCUGGGCCUGGCGUCUGCGCGCCCACGUGCAAUGAUCCCCGUGUAGAGCUUGCCGUGUGCUUCCUCGUGUGCCGCCUCUCCUGCCCGCACUGGGCCACCCCAGGUGCGCUGUGAUCCGUCCCUGCUGGUGUGACGUAGGCAACAGCCGUUCACGAGCCACAUGCCCUGCCCAGGGCUGCCCGGGCAUCGGCCACUGCACGGACGCUCCGCUGCCCACGGACGCUCCCCCCAGCCAUCCGCCCGCCGGGCCCGGUAGUGGGAGUGCAGUGACGCCCCAGCGGGGCUGGUGCCCAUUCCUCCGCGUUCGCUGUUCCAGCCGUGAAACCUCCCUCCCAGGAUGUGCGCCUGAGCCCCAGCUCCGAUUCCAUCCGCUCAGAGACGGGGCCUCGGGCAGCGCUCCCCGGGCAGCCCAGCGCACGGACUCCGUCGGGCAUGAGCAGGGCCAGGGAGUUGGGACACGGGGCAUGGCAGGGCCCCUGGCAGCAGUCAGUGGCGAUGCCAGGGGAUGCGGGCAGGGCUGGCAGCCUGAGGCUACCAGGAUGUGGCUGGGGGAGCUGGCUGUGAGCGGCUGCAGCCUGAGUCCCCCGUGCGCGGUGAGCCCAGCCGGAGCAGAGCUUUCCUUUGCCGCACGGCUGGGCCAAGCCCACUGCCCACACCCACGCGGAGCAGGCUGGGGAAGAGGAGCGACAGUGGGGUGGCCCCAUGGCCCAGACGACAACAUGGACAGGGAGGGAGGUGUGAGGAGCCUUGUGGGGGCCCAGCUGGUGUCUCCAAGGGGGAGGGUGCCAGGCACCCAGAGGGGCAGGAGGGCUGAGCGCUGGCCCUGGGGGGGCUGGUUCUGCGGCUGCGUGGGGAGCAUGUCAGGGUCACUCGGGGCAGUAGCCAUGACCCACGUGGCUGGGCCUGGCAGGGCGAUGGGGGCACAGGGACAGGGUGAGGGGAGACUAGAGCAGAGGGGGACAGGACAGAGCCACGCAGCACAAGAGGGGUCACUGACCCACAGCUGUUAGCACCACAGAGCCUGGCCUGGUCCUGCAGCACAAGUGCCCAUGCGGGAGGGAACAACCCAAAGCUGCCAGGGAGGGCGCGGGCCUGGCUGCCCCCGGGCCCAUGGCUCGUCAAUAGGGCGGAGCUCCCACACCAGGUCCUACCACAUUGCAGCUCAUGGAAUAAAUGACCCACCCCCAGGUGCCCACCCAGUGCUUUGAUUUGGUGAACUGGUAUCUGCAGGGGGUCUGGGGCUGGCUAGUGGGGCCUGCAGCCCCCAGGCUCAGGCACUGCUCCCAUAGCAGGCCUGGGCUGGCUCAGCAUUUGCAUGGUGUUGCUCAGUAGGGGGCCCUCCCCUGGCAAUCCGUGCCAGCCCCCAUGCCCCAGCCCAGCACUGAGGGGGCCUGUGAAAGCGGGGUGCUAGGCACAGGUGGUCCCUGAUGGCUCAGCCUCCCUUUGUGCCACACCAGGGAGCUAGUCGGGGGGGUGGGGGGGUGUCACACCAUUCUGCCUCGGCCGCUUGUCCCGCCCUGUGCUGGGAGUGCAGUGGUGGGGGUCAUGGCCCCCGCGGGUGCAGCUCACUGCAUGUGCGGGGACCCCAAGUGCCCCCACCCUCAGCACAGGAGCUACACAGGCUGGAGCUGGCAGCGCAGAGGUAGGAGGUGCCCCAGGCGAGGUGUGGGGGCCCUGACUCCCCACAACGUAGCAGACAAGCUCAGUUGCUGCCCCACGUCUGAGGCCUUCCUGAGCUGGGCUCCCCUGCCCCACACUGCCCUUCGGGGCGGGGGGGGGGGGGGCUGAUAGCUUGAAGUCAGUGCUGUUCCCUCCCUCCCUCCCCCAGGGAAGUUGGGGCCCUAGGUCCUGUCCCCUCACUCCCAUGUGCACAAUGCUUCUCCCCCCACCCAGCCGCGUGCGCACCCUGGCUCCCCUUGCCCCCCCCAGCCGUGUGCGCCCCGACUCCCCUAGACCUCCCCCCCCCAGCCGCGUGCGCCCCCUGGCUCGCCCCCCAGCCGCGUGCACACCCUGGCUCCCCUGCUCCCCGUGGCCCCUCCCCGCUGUGCAGGGUGGGGGCUGGCUUGGCCUGCCCUGCCCUGCCCUUCCCUGUAGACCUGGGGAGGAAGAGGCCACAGUCCCCUGCAGGCAGCCCUCCCCCACUCCUCUUCUGCUGGGGGCCUGGCCUGGCCGGGGUACCACGGAGGGCACAGAACGAGGGGGGAGGCACAAGAGGCUGAUGGGACAGAGACGUGGCCCUGCUACAGGCCCCGCCGGGGGCUGCUCGACCCACCCCGGGCCCCAGCCCCAGCAGCCCAGCCCAGGAGACAAGGCAUGAAGGAAACUUUAUUGCUGCAUUAUUUACAGAGCAAUGGCCCAUGGCCCAUGGCCCACAGCUCCAUGCCUGCUUCAGGCCCCGCCGGAACAGCCCCCUCUGCCCCAGGCCCAGCCACAGGAGGGGCAGCGCUGGGGGAGGGCUGCAGCGUUAGGGGGGAAAAGAUGUAAAAAAAUAGGCUCUGUAGGAAAGCUGUCAGGGGCCCGCUCUGCCCCAGGGCUGGGAGAGGGGGCUCUGCCCCCCACC
Mauremys reevesii (Reeves's turtle) is the source of this 5425-nucleotide messenger RNA. RefSeq names its product inositol polyphosphate-5-phosphatase J (gene INPP5J). NCBI's taxonomy places the organism in Eukaryota, Metazoa, Chordata, Testudines, Geoemydidae. Gene Ontology annotation, cellular component: ruffle; cytoplasm; plasma membrane. The record is from RefSeq and is a predicted model, not a curated record. The transcript has 13 exons. Gene Ontology annotation, biological process: negative regulation of peptidyl-serine phosphorylation; phosphatidylinositol dephosphorylation. Gene Ontology annotation, molecular function: phosphatidylinositol-3,4,5-trisphosphate 5-phosphatase activity; phosphatidylinositol-4,5-bisphosphate 5-phosphatase activity. Bases 89 to 2863 code for a protein of 924 amino acids.